AUUUAGUAUAGAAAAGAUUGUUGAAAUGAAAAUGCGCCUGAGUCUAUGGAUAUUUGUUAAUUGUGUAAGCUGUCAAGUUUGAUGGUAAAUAUUAAUUAAUGACUUUCUCCAACUCCAAUCACAUCUCAAUGCUCAUUAUUAGCAAUAUCAUAAGCAUCAAGUCAAGAAUACCUAACUUUACCCCUUGAUUUUUCUGCUAAAUUUUCUUGGAAAAUCACAAUGGAUUCAGUGACAUCGUUAAACUGGUUAAUUUAUUUUUAAGACAUUUAAAAUUAAUCUUGGGUUAAGAAUAUUAAUUCACCAAAUAAAAUAAAUGUGAAGAGAUUUAGGCAUAAAUAAGAUAAUAACACUGACUUUUUAAAGACUGCGCCGAGUCUGUCUACACAAGCCACUCCCCACAAGCGUCCUUAGUUUGAUCCACCAUUUUGGGCCCAAGUCUGUUGGCAGCAUUAAUAACAUCAAUUGUUUUUUGGUUUAAGUUUAUUUUGUUUUAAAAACCAUAAUCAAGUUAAUUUUUAAUUGAAAUCUGUGGCAACCCAAUUAACAUCUUUAUGGCUGCCUUCAAGACUGAAGCGAGUUUUGGCAAUCAGCCGGAUGAUGUGUUGCAUGGUGAAACUUUUACUCACACGCUUAUUAGGGGGGAGAUUAAAGUAGGCUCUAGUUUUCAAGCUGAAAUACCCCAAGGAACUCUAGAAGCAUUGGGCAAAACUGAUGACAGAGUCAUGGAAGAACUAGAAACUUUAGUUUACCGACCCGAUAAUGGGUUGACUGAAAAGGAGAUCGAACAAUUUCUGACUAUUGCCAAAUCUGUUGGAACUUUUGCUCGCGCCUUGGAUAACUCUAGUUCAAUCAAGCAACCCAGUAUACAUAUGGCAGCUUCAGCAGCUUCCCGGGACGUUACACUAGCACAUGCGAUGAAUCUUUUGCAUCAAAACAAAUAUGACAUGGGUGCUGCUGUAUUGAGUCUUGUACCCGCUACUGGACCAGUUCUUUGUCGUGAUGAGAUGGAAGAAUGGUCACCUGCGGAAGCUAGCCUAUUCGAAGAAGCAAUGGAAAAAUAUGGCAAGGAUUUUCAUGAGAUUAAACAAGAUUUUUUAUCCUGGAAGAGUAUGAAAAAUAUUAUUGAAUAUUAUUAUAUGUGGAAAACAACGGAUCGAUAUUUACAGCAAAAAAGGAUUAAGGUGGCAGAAGCCGAGAAUAGAGCACGGCAACUUUAUAUUUCAAAUUUGAAUCAAAAGCAAUCGCUCGUCGAUAACAACGAAACUGUCGAUAAUCUCAGUACGAUGAGUGUAUCACAUGGAAAGCCAUGUGCUGGCUGUCACAAAACUUCAUCUUCUCAAUGGUUUCCAUGGAGCUCAUCACAUCUUUCAAAUCGUUUAUGUCAAAGUUGUUAUUUACAUUGGAAAAAAUACGGUGAACUUCGUAAUACAGCUAAAUUAGCCCCUGACACCGAAAGAAAUAACGCUUUUAGACCCAGCGAAGCUUCACAAGCAUCCUUUCCUUGUCGCGAAUGUGAUAAAGUUUUUAAUCGACAAGACCGGCUUAUUGCUCAUCUAGCCAUCCAUCAAAACCAUCGUUGUUCAAUCAUUGGUUGCAAUAAAGAGUUUAAAUUCAAAACACAACUAGCCAGGCAUUGUGCUCAAGCUCACGGAGUCGCAAUAAGAUCUGGUAGUCCUCGACCCAUAAUGAAAACAAGAGCUGCGUUCUAUCUCCAUACUACUCAUGCGGCUAAGCUGGCGCGAAGACUAUGUUCACAGAUUCUCAAAAUACGACAUGCUGCUCGUACACCUUUCGCUCCUAUUAAUGUUGCCCUCAUUAAACAAGAAUGCCAGGUUAAAUUAUCAGAGGGAGCUGCACACAUUAUACCCAAUCUCAAGCCGAUAAAUAGGGGUAAAGUUGUUGACAUAUCUCAGCGUCUUGGAACUCCAAAAAUGGAAUGUCCCGAAUGGCUGAUUUUAACACCCAAAGAUCAAAUACCUGUCCCUGAAAGAUUAGCUUUUCCACUACCUGAAAAAGGAAAAGAUGGACAAUAUAUCAGAUCUGUUGAGAAUAGAUCUGUUGACUUGAGCAGCAACACUGAAGGAUCUGAAAAUAAUCCUCCAGUAAUGUACAAAAACUCAGGCUCGAGGAGUAUUAAUAAUGGUUCAUCGAAUGUGAGAAAACGAACUCAUGACCAGCAGAAUGGCGGAUCAGAAAGCAAUUCAGGCAAUCCAGCGGUACAGUUGAAACGACGAUCUUUAGCUCCACCAAUAAUGUCCAAACCUACUAACGCUGAUAUCUAUGGAAUGGCUGGUAUGCCCAGAGGUGCAUCCGUUCCUUCCAUAAACGGCCGCCCUAAAGUUACCACCAUAGCUAGAGUAGGAGGAGGUGGACGUAAACAAAUGAUGAGCUGGUUCGAAGCUCCAGACGAUGUUUACUUUGUAGCCACUGAAUCCACUAAACGUUUACGAAAAGCAUGUAGUCUCUUAGAAUUGAGAAAAGGAGCUCGACGGCCUUGGAAAAAAUUAUCAAUCAAGACUUCUAGUAAUGCAAUAAAUAACAACCGUGGACAUAAUUUAUCGAAUGUAUCUAAUCAAGAAGCUACAGAAUUGACUAUGAUCCAAUGACAAUCAUUUGACUAAGAUAGAAGCUCAAAGGAACAAAGAUUGAAAAUUAUCUGAUCAUUAAUAACAUAUUUGCUCAUUUUUCUAAGGAAACAAACAAAAGAAACUUAUGUGACUAAAGAAAUUGGACUAAAAACCUUUAGAGGGUAUAUAUAAAUAUAUAUAUAAGUUUCAUCAAAUCAUCAUUAAUUUCAUCUUCAUAACGCACAUGCAUGGAUCAAAAAAUAUGUUUGGUAGUUAAAGUGUAUGGCUAAAUCAAAUGGCAUUCAUGCAUCGAAAGUGAUGGAAUCUGAUCGUCAUCAACUGACAAAAUUGAAUGUGGACAAUUUUUUUAUGGCUGAAGUAACUUGAUCCAAGUUGAUCUGGGGUCAAACACAAAUUAAAUUCAUCCUCAUCUAUUGUGUGGUUCACCUGUUCUGUUCUUUGAUUUUUGAGAAUGUUGAACAAAAGGAUAUUUUAUUUGGCCUUCCGAAGCCCAUUUUACAAAUGGUGAUAUAUUUAUGUGUAUAUGUCAAAUCAUAAUUCGUAAUAUGAAUUAACUCCUGGGACACAACGUGGUCUUGCAAUCAUCUUUAUUUCUCCCCAUUACCCCAUUACUCUAUCUCUUUCUCAGUCCCACUUCUUUUUAUACAAUCUUCAUCAUUUCUUCUGAUUUUCAUUUUUCAUCCUUUUCUCGAAAAUCAUCCACCAAAACUUGCUUUCGUUCUCAUUUUUGAAAGCUUUCAAGUUAAUGCUCUGUACGAGAAGAUCCAUUUUUACCAUGGAUCAAUCAACCAUUUCAUCCCUCUCCAUAAUCUGCCAUUUUUUAUCUCUUCCUUUCUUUGUCUUUUUUUCGUCAAACUCCCUUGAAUCUAAUCGCUAUCAUUAUUAUUAUUACAAUUACAAUUAUUACUAUUAUACAAAAAAAACAAUAUACAUGAACUGGAA
Messenger RNA from Tetranychus urticae (two-spotted spider mite), 3530 nucleotides. RefSeq names its product metastasis associated 1-like (gene MTA1-like). The record is from RefSeq and is a predicted model, not a curated record. Gene Ontology annotation, cellular component: NuRD complex; nucleoplasm. Gene Ontology annotation, biological process: negative regulation of transcription by RNA polymerase II. NCBI's taxonomy places the organism in Eukaryota, Metazoa, Arthropoda, Arachnida, Trombidiformes, Tetranychidae. Gene Ontology annotation, molecular function: histone deacetylase binding; transcription coactivator activity; sequence-specific DNA binding.